This is a messenger RNA of Ustilaginoidea virens, 1377 nucleotides long. RefSeq lists its product as uncharacterized. The record is from RefSeq and is a predicted model, not a curated record. Gene Ontology annotation, molecular function: G protein-coupled receptor activity. Gene Ontology annotation, biological process: adenylate cyclase-activating G protein-coupled receptor signaling pathway; cell surface receptor signaling pathway. NCBI's taxonomy places the organism in Eukaryota, Fungi, Ascomycota, Sordariomycetes, Hypocreales, Clavicipitaceae. The coding region runs from base 1 to 1377 and encodes 458 amino acids. The transcript is spliced from 3 exons. Gene Ontology annotation, cellular component: plasma membrane.
AUGGGCAUCACAGAUGGCCAGCUUGCUGCUAUCAGCGCCGUUGAAAGGGCCUGCUCAGUCUUGUCGCUUCUAGGCUGUCUUUUCACAAUCAUCACCUUUUGCUCCUCACGAUCUUUCCACAAGCCAAUCAACCGCUUGGUAUUUUACGCUUCUUUCGGCAACAUGAUGACCAAUGUCGGUACGCUGAUGUCGCGGUCCUAUCUGAGAAACAUGGACUCCUUUGCUUGCCAGUUUCAAGCCACCUUGAUUCAACUGUUCAUGCCAGCAGAUGCUUUCUGGACCCUGGCCAUGGCCAUCAACGUCUAUCUCACCUUUUAUUACAAGUUCGAUGCCGAGCGUCUCAGAAGAAUGGAACUCACCUACCUCAUAGCCUGCUAUGGGAUCCCCACCAUUCCCGCUCUGGCCUUUAUCUUUAUUAGAAACAGCGACGGACAGCGCGUGUACGGGAACGCGACCUUGUGGUGCUGGAUUGAUACCGACUGGGACAUUCUCCGUAUCACCAUGUUUUACGCUCCCGUGUGGAUCGUCAUUUUCGUCACCAUGUUCAUCUACACUAAAGCUGGCCGCAUGAUCUAUGAGAAACGCAAACAGUUGCGAAAUUUUCACUCGUCUGACCGCGACCAGAUGUCGGCGAGUGACACUCUGGCUACCAUCAAGACUACAGAAGUGACAGUCACAACCGAGGUAGUGGGUAGCAGAGCAAUCCCCCUUCAUCCCGUGACCCCGGGAGACUCGGCUGCCGGUGAGAGCUCGAGGGAGAUGAACGGUGUGUACUCUGUGCACAUCACGGCCGACUCAAACCACGUCAGCGAUUUCGGCAACGCGGCGAGGCCUCCGACUGCAGACGCGGCGGCGGCGGCUGCGGCUGCGGCUGCGGCUGCGGCUGCGGCUGCGGCUCAAAAAGCGUCCACGCCAAACCCGCCCCGGCGCCCUGCCAACACUAAUCGCCGACGCAACCAUGAGCUGAACAAUGCCGCCUGGUCCUACACCAAGUGCUCUAUCCUGUUCUUCACCGCGAUUCUCAUCACGUGGAUUCCCUCGAGCGCCAACCGAGUGUACUCGUUGAUCCAUGACAAGGAAGCUUCUCUACCCCUGGAGUACAUGAGCGCCUUUGUGCUCCCGCUGCAAGGGUUUUGGAACGCCGUCAUCUACGCAACCACGUCAUGGUCGGCCUGCGUGGAGUUUUUCCAGAGCAUCAAGUCGAUGAAGCGACCUGGCGGCAUACGUGGUGGCAACUCUAGCAGGGCGCGCAGCCUCGAGCGACGGGGCACCCCUUUCAAGUCGGCCGCAGGCAGUUCGCGAACUUUGGAGUCGUCGAGCACAACAGAGUUGACCAAGGAUGAGGCUGUUGCAGCGGAUCCAGGCCGUCACUGCUAG